Daucus carota subsp. sativus is the source of this 4095-nucleotide messenger RNA. RefSeq names its product probable serine/threonine-protein kinase SIS8. Gene Ontology annotation, biological process: signal transduction; protein phosphorylation. Gene Ontology annotation, cellular component: cytoplasm. The transcript is spliced from 13 exons. The record is from RefSeq and is a predicted model, not a curated record. NCBI's taxonomy places the organism in Eukaryota, Viridiplantae, Streptophyta, Magnoliopsida, Apiales, Apiaceae. Bases 610 to 3807 code for a protein of 1065 amino acids. Gene Ontology annotation, molecular function: ATP binding; protein kinase activity.
CUCUCCUACUCCACUUGCUAGUUUUUGCAGUGUGUGCCUUCCUUUUCUUUUUUCUGAAACUCUUUCCUCAGAUGGACACUAUUUUUUCUUUAUUAACUAGUUGUUUUAUGUUUAUUCUUCCUCAUCUUCACAAGAAUAUAUCAUUUUUGUAUCUCUUCACCCCACCCAAUACAUUUUUUAUUACAUGUUUGCUUACCUUUUUCUUGAUUGGUUUUACAUUCUAAUUAAAAAACCAAACUUGUAUGGUGGUUGUUGUAUAUUUGUGUUUGCAUUUAUAAUAUUAUUUUCUCAAAACCCAUAAAGAUUGAAACUUUAUUGUUGAAAAGUGUUGAAUCUCCUAUCUGGGCAUCUGGGUAUUUUUAUUUUUGUGUAGAUUAUGAUGGGGUUUAGUGGAAAUGCUUGUUCUUGAUUCAUGGAUUUGAUUAGUGUAUGUAGAGUGUGUUGGUGUUGACUUGGACUGAUUUUUCAGGGUUGGUUGAAAUUCUGCUCUUGUUGUUUAUGUGUUUAUAUCACUGAGGAUCUCAUGCUUGGUACAAGGCAGUGGAAGGGAGUCUUAUGGCUAGAUUGUUUCUUGUAUAGCAUUGACUUGAGUAGUUUAGUAACAAUAUUAUGAAGAAUCUUUGGAAGAAACUUCACAUCGUGUCGAAUCAAUCUGAAAAUGUAGAAGGUUCUACUUCAUCAAAGAGCAAUAGGUUUGGUGAUGUUUCGACACCUGAUAGGCUUUUACAGGCUCAGUCCGAUAUUAAUUCUGAGCAUAAGGACAAGACAUUUUCAGCUCUUUCCGGGUGGUUGAAUUCAGUUUCCAAUAAACGGAGUCCUAGUCCAGCUCCAUCUUCAUCUUUAAAUGUCACUGGAAAAGAGAGAAUUGAGCAGUCAGAUUAUGUGAAUGGUAAUGCUCAGGAUGUUGUGAGGCCUGACUUGGAGUCUAGCGACUUGAGGGAUCCUAGUAUUGUAGAAGAGGAGCAUCAGAUACAACUGGCUUUAGAGUUGAGUGCACAAGAGGAUCCUGAAGCAGUCCAGAUUGAAGCAGUUAAGCAGAUUAGUUUAGGUUCCUUUCCUGCGGAAAAUACACCUGCGGAAGUUAUUGCAUAUAGAUAUUGGAAUUACAGUGCUCUUAGCUAUGAUGACAAGAUUCUGGAUGGUUUUUACGAUCUAUAUGGUUCUUUGAUCAAGUCUACUUCUUCAAAGAUGCCUUCCCUUGUCGAUCUUCAACAAACACCAGUGUCUGAGAACAUCAGCUGGGAAGCAGUUCUUGUUAGUAAGGCUUCCGAUUCUAAGCUGUUGCGCCUUGAACAGAAGGCCUCGGAGAUGUCUGAAAAUUUGAGGUCAGAAUAUAGCAAUUCUGAAGGAACUACUUUGGUACAGGGGCUUGCUGUUUUGGUUUCAGAUCACAUGGGGGGGCCAGUUGGUGAUCCCGAUAAUAUGCUGAAGGCAUGGAAUAAUCAUAGUCAUUAUCUGCAGAAAGAUCUCGGGAGCAUGGUUUUACCUCUUGGUUCUUUGACAAUUGGGUUGGCACGUCAUCGUGCACUGUUGUUCAAGGUUUUGGCUGAUAGUGUUGGCGUACCUUGCCGUUUAGUGAAAGGACAACAAUAUACUGGUUCUGAUGACGUGGCAAUGAACUUCGUAAGGAUACAUGGUGCAAGGGAAUACAUUAUUGAUUUGAUGGCAGACCCUGGUACACUUAUUCCAUCAGACACAACAGGACUACAUAUUGGGUAUGAAAAUUCUUUCCUCUCUUCUACCUCUUCAGCCGUUGGUUCCUCUGCUACAACUAUGGCAAAUAGUGGUGAUACUAGUUCACAUGAACAACCUUUGGAGCGUCAGGCGCCAGAGCUUAGAUCCAAAGUUAGUAAUAUUAAUUCUGCAGAAAUCAAGCUUGAUGACAGAAGUGAAUUUGUGGCUUCUACUAAUGAGCUAUUACAUAAUAAAGCUGAGAGAGGGUCUAAGACAUUGUCAGCUAUUCCUGAAAGUUUAGGGAAGGAGACGGUUAGGGGAAUACCUCGCAAGUCCAAUUAUUCUUUUAUGCAUGCAAGAUCUCCUUCUUGGACUGAAGGUGUAAGCUCCCCGGCUGCACACAAGAUGAAGGUAAAGGAUGUUUCACAAUACAUGAUUGAUGCCGCCAAAGAAAAUCCACACUUGGCUCAAAAACUUCAUGAUGUGUUACUUGAAAGUGGAGUUGUUGCCCCUCCAGAUCUUUUUACUGAAAUAUACCAGGAGCAGGUCAAUAGAGAAAAAGAAGAGCAGAAGGUCUCGUCUGAAAAUGAUAAAAGGAUUAUAACAAGCGACGAGGUUUUGAAAACCGAGGAUAAACCUGAUCCUAUUCGGCCUCGCCUUUUGCCUCCCCUUCCAUCCUACAGUGCACUUGCGAAACAAGGUCAAUAUGGACGAUCAGAAUCAGGUAUCAAUGAAGUUGGUGAGAAAGUUCUCUUACAAGCUUAUGUGGCUCCCAUAAAACACGUGAGAAAUGUUCCUGUUGCAGCAGCUGCGGCAGCAGCGGCAGCUGUUGUGGCAUCUUCAAUGGUAGUUGCUGCAUCAAGGACAACUGCUGAUACAAAUCCCGGACUUCCUGUUCCUGUAGCUGCUGCAGCCACUGGUACAGCUGCAGCUAUGGUGGCAACCACGGCAGCUGCUGGCAAUCGGCAUGAAAAUUUGGAUGCUAAUGAACCAAGUGCUGCUAUUCCAUACUUUAACCCACUGGGUUGUGCAAGAUAUAAUGAAGAUGCUGAUGGUACAAUCUAUGAUCCUCAAGGAAGUGGUGACCAGUUGCUUGAUGCUGCAAGAGGAAAUCCCGAAGGUGAGAGAAUAUCAGAUAGGUCUGCAGGUAAUGAUAGUACAAGGUCUGACAUCUCACUUGAUGAUAUAUCGGAUUGCGAGAUCCUGUGGGAGGAUAUCACAUUGGGAGAGCGUAUCGGACUUGGAUCAUAUGGGGAGGUCUAUCGUGGAGACUGGCAUGGAACUGAAGUUGCUGUCAAGAAGUUCCUAGACCAAGAAUUAACUGGUGAUUCCCUUGAAGAAUUCAGAAGUGAGGUUUGGAUCAUGAAAAGAGUCAGACACCCGAAUGUCGUUCUCUUCAUGGGUGCUGUAACUCGUCCUCCAAAUCUGUCUAUCGUAACAGAAUUCCUUCCUAGAGGUAGUUUGUAUAGGCUAAUCCACCGACCCAACAAUCAACUGGAUAUCCGUAGACGUUUAAGGAUGGCCCUAGAUGCUGCUAGGGGAAUGAAUUAUUUGCACAAUUGUACACCGGUUAUAGUUCAUCGUGAUUUGAAAUCUCCAAAUCUUCUGGUAGAUAAGAACUGGGUAGUGAAGGUUUGUGAUUUUGGGUUGUCGAAAAUGAAGAACAGCACAUUUCUUUCCUCAAGGUCAACGGCAGGGACGGCUGAGUGGAUGGCUCCAGAGGUACUAAGAAAUGAACCAUCAAAUGAGAAGUAUAGGUGCGAUGUUUAUAGUUAUGGUGUAAUAUUAUGGGAACUAUGUACUUUGCAACAACCCUGGGGAGGAUUGAACCCUAUGCAAGUUGUUGGAGCUGUUGGAUUUCAACAUCGGCGUCUUGACAUUCCAGAUGACAUGGAUCCUGCUAUUGCAGAUAUCAUCUGCAAAUGCUGGCAAACUGAUCCAAAGUUACGACCAACAUUUUCUGAAAUCAUGGCCGCGUUGAAGCCACUUCAAAAGCCGAUUUCGAGUUCACAAGUGCCAAGACCGCCUUCUGCAGCAAACAGUUGGCGGGAGAAGGAAAAGCCGAUUUCUAGUUCACAAGUGUCGAGACUGCCUUCCUCAGCAAGCAGCGGGCAGGAGAAGGGUCAGCCAUGAUGUAUUUAGAUGUCAACGAAGACAGAGGGGUAAACAACAGAGCAAGCUGGAAAUGACCCCCUGGAAAGCCUUGCAACAGAGGCCAGCAUGGGACUGCAGGAACUAAAGCAAGGAACACAAUUGUUUGAAGAUCACAUUGAACGUAUACUUCAGUUGACUUGAUUGUGAUAUUUCUUCCAUUCUUUGCCCUCUAUAUUUGGUUUGGUUGUGGCACCGCCCUCAGUGCCAUGUAUCAUCCUGUAAAACAUGUUCAAAUUUGUUGUAAUCAAGGUUUCAAAGUUUUGGGUC